Messenger RNA from Topomyia yanbarensis, 5795 nucleotides. It is a transcript of the gene hop, whose product is annotated as tyrosine-protein kinase hopscotch. The record is from RefSeq and is a predicted model, not a curated record. Gene Ontology annotation, molecular function: ATP binding; non-membrane spanning protein tyrosine kinase activity; cytokine receptor binding. NCBI's taxonomy places the organism in Eukaryota, Metazoa, Arthropoda, Insecta, Diptera, Culicidae. Gene Ontology annotation, cellular component: cytosol; cytoskeleton. The coding region runs from base 1226 to 4633 and encodes 1135 amino acids. The transcript is spliced from 13 exons. Gene Ontology annotation, biological process: hemopoiesis; cell differentiation; cell surface receptor signaling pathway via JAK-STAT.
AGGCAGUAAUAAAAAAAUAGUGACGAUGUGCGACGGUGUUUGAAUUUCACGGGAAAAAGUCUGUUUUUAGGAUUCGGGUGCAAUAUUAUCGAAGUCAAAGACCGACUUUGGUUGUCGACGUCAACGACGAAGAAAGUGAAAUUGUGCUGUUGUGUUACUAGUGGUAAUGAUACGGCUAAUCCGUAAUCGGUUGUGCUAAAAAUCGUGAAUAUAAAAUUGGUCGCAAAAGCCUAACCAGGGAAGAAAACACAAAGAUGGCUAUCGUCAUGGGAGCUAGCCGUGCCCCGAAGCAUUGAUUAGUGAAGAACAGAACACUGUUUACCUGAUUUGUGCCUGUCUGGUCUGCAUCUGGAUUUCAUUAAUAACAGGUUUCAUUCUGAUACGCGGAUUAAAAAAGAUAAUUGGAGCUGCGGCAAUCGACUGGCCAAGAUUCCCUUGUGCGCUGGAUAUCGUGGAGAAGCGACAACGAAAAUCACUCUCCUUGUAGCGAUAUACAUCUGAUUAGUUGAGCCCGAUAGAUCGUAAUGUUGACAUCGCAUCGGGUCGACACUAAUUUUGAUUGAGUGUUUAGUUAGGGACGCGUGAACAUGCCAGUUGCCACGGUUUCUGCCUUGCGCUCCAAUAUCCGUCGAAUCUUGAUAUCGAUAAUGUUCCAGUGAUGGUCCGUGACUUGCGCGGCGUGAUUUUGUGCCUCGCAGUUGGAGUGCUAUUAGGGUAAAUGCGCUGUCCAUUGCUAGCGCAAAAAUCAGUUCGAAUAGCAUUCAAAUUCAGCUACUAGCACGUGUGUUAUCUCUAAUGAUAAUUAGCUAGGGAACAGGCAAUAGUCAGCGAUUCUACCCUAGGGCACAGCAAAAGCAAACCGAAUGCAAAGUAAAACAGUUCGAAGCUCCAUUCAACCGUCGCUGGCCGACCGUGCGGAUCGAUUACGUUGGGCGGCUCCAAGUGGUAAACAAAUGUGAUGUUAUUUUUUCAGUGGAUGUAAUUGGAGUUUCCCGUCGUGCUGUUUACCAGAGUGCGCAUAAAUUUGCACCAUAACAAUGAGCGUUUAACUGUGAUAACAAACCCAUUGCAGUUGGGUAGUGCAGAAGAAAGUUAAAACAAAUUUUUUGCAAAAAUGGACGAUAAUGGUUGUCAGUGAAAAGUUGCAGUGCAGUCUAAUGCACUUUCGAAUGUCGGUUUAGCGUGACCUCAGCACCAAUCCGCGUACUCCCCAAGUCCAAAGACGAUGUCCGAUGAGAGUAAAUGUCAGGUGUACAUCUAUUUGAGCGAAAGUUUCAUCGAUAUCCCGGUCAGUGAAGAAGAUACUUGUGAGGAUCUCUGCUCGCAACUGUGCAAGCGGUUCGGAAUUGGUCCUCUGGUACAGCUACUGGUGGGCUUACGGAUACACGACGAACAAUGGUUCCUGGCGCCGAGUGCCCGGCCUCAGGCCGGCAAAAAGUACGAGUUUCGAGUCAGGUUCAAGGUACCGAAACUCUCGAACAUGAAAUCACUGGAUCGCGCCCUGUUCAACUACUACUACUACCAGCUGCGGCACGAUCUGCUCCAGAGCAAAAUCACCGAAAUCGAGUACGACGAGUACAAGAACAAAAUCCUGGGCUAUGUCGUCAACGAUAUGUACCGGAAGAUGGUCGAGGAUGGCGUGACCGUGACCGAUCUGAAGCGUACCUACGAUGAGUACAUUCCGCGUAAGAUCAACAAGGAGCACUCGUUGCUCUUCUUCAACUGGGCUCGUUCCAAGGUGUUCAACUCGUUGCAUAAGAUCUCCUACAAGGAACAUGAUGCAGAUUAUGUAAAAAGUGUAUAUAUCGACGACAUCGACAACAUUGCGCCCGGUUAUCUAUACGAAGAGUAUAAUGUAAGCAUCCCGUACCCUCCGGAGGAUGGUAUGCGUAAACCGGGCAAGUGCCGGGUUAAGGUCAGAUUCGUACCUUAUGCCCAUAGGGGAACCCCCAGUGCAAAGUCGGGCAAGAAUGUGCAAAAGAAUGACAGCGAAUCGCUGCCAGGGCUAAAGGUGUUCUAUUCGCGAGAGUGGAGACACGUCGCGAAUAUCGAUGAAAUUUUUACUAUACUAGUAGAAAACCUAACGGUGAAUAUUUCACUCAAGGAUCAAUCGAAUCUUUACUCGAUAGACUUUAGCAGUCAGACUGAAUUAGAUUCAUUCGUAACAUGUUUAGCUGGUUAUUAUAGGUUAAUGUGUAAGUGGACAGUGUAUCUUUGUAAACCUUAUCUGUACUCACCAUCGUUGAAUAGACUAACGGAGCUCAAGUGUCAUGGUCCUAUUGGAGGAAAGUUCUCCUAUCGUAAAAUAGCAGAAAAGAAUAGCAGCAUCGGUGCUAAUAUCGUACGUCAAUGCGAAUCCCAUUAUGACACAUACUAUGUCGAUAUUCUGGAACGCGAGAAUCAAAUGAAGACUUAUAAGCUUACUUACGGCCAGUGCCGUUGGCAUGUGCAUCGAGACGCCGGGGAAGUAACUACCUACGACGAGCUACUGGACGUGCUGCGGAAUCUUAACCCCAACAUCAAAAACCUGUACCGGCUGUCACCUACUGAGCACGACAAGUCUUCGAAUCUGCUGUUGUGUAUACCCCAGAGUGACAUGAUAUCAAAGCGAUUGCUCGAUGUGCAGGAAAUGCGCCAGGUUCGGCCACAGAUUGUGUCUGCGGCAAAGGAGCUGGUUAUCAACAGAAAUGCACUCAAGAAUGAAAACGAUGGCUUUUUUGAAAGAACCAGGGCUGAAUUACUUCUACCAAAUAAUACUAAAAUGGAGGUUACGCUGCGGUUACUCAAAAACGAUAAGAAGGACGAUUUUUUAAGUGAUUUUCUGCAACUAACCGACUUCUGGGCGAACAUAGACUGCAAGGACAUCAUCAAACUGUACGGCGUAACACUGUACAAACCGAUCUCAAUGGUGCUGGAAAGCUAUCGGGACGGUCCGUUGGAUGAGUUCCUACGACGGCACCGGCACGUGUCGCUUUCGUCGUUGAUCGACGUCGCCCACUCGUUGGCACUAGCUCUCUAUUAUCUGCAGGAAAACGGACUCAUUCAUGGCCGGAUACGUUGUUCGACGAUGCUUGUAACAUCGUACAAUCGUGACGAGAAUCGCUUGAUUGCGAAGCUCGGUGAUCCUGGCUUGCAGCAGCAACGCCAGUAUACCGAGCAAGAUUUGUUUUGGGUACCGUUGGAGUACCACGAGCUUGGGCCGAGGGAAGUGCAAUUGUUGAAACAGGACCUAAAGGCAGAUGUCUGGGCCUGUUCGACGACUCUGUGGGAAAUUUUCAGCCGAGGCAAACGGCUGAUAGUGAAGGAUGCCAAAAAGUUUUUGGCCACUGGGCACCGGUUACGGGUGCCCCCCGAGUGCGAGGAUAUCAAAGAAAUCUACCAGUGUAUGUAUAACGGUUGGCUAGCAGAUCCUGACAAGCGGUUUGCUCCGCAGAUGAUUAUAUCCAAGCUGGUGCAAGCUAAACAAAAAAGUAGCUACUGUGUGAUAGGCCAUAGCAAUGUAAACGGAACAACGAAGUCAACGAAUGGUUCUUACUCUAAGCAAAGCGUUCUCUCUAUAGAAACAGAUUCCACCUUAUUAAACUCCCACACAGAUGUUUCCAGUUCAUCCUACGUAAGUCAUGGCAGCGAAGCCGGUAGUAGUGCAUCGAGCGAGUGCAGCUCGCAUCCUCUAAUCUCAAAUGGCGGUUCUAGUCAGUACAGUGUCGGCUCGUACAGUGGCUGGGGUCAAUCCCAAGCCGAACGGUUCCUGUAUGAUUGCCCAGACUUCAUUGAGCUGCCCCGCGGAGCCAAAGUGAUAUUCCAGGGAGAGCUGGGUCAGGGUUACUACGGUAAAGUUUAUCGGGGCUGUAUAGACGAUGGAAAGUACUCCAUUGAGGUGGCGCUGAAAACGAUCAACAACUUUGGCAAUUCGAUGGAUAUAGACAAGGCGGUCAAAGACUUUAAACGGGAGGUGUCGAUUAUGAAAAGGUUGAACCAUAGAAAUAUUGUUAGGUUUAUUGAUUUCAUCGACGAGCCAGACAAGUUGGUUGUGGUAAUGGAGUACGUUGAGAAUGGCUCCUUGUUGGAUUUUCUAAGCUACAAGCGGUACGAUUUGACUAAGUUGAACCUGCUUCGCUUUGCCAAGGAUAUUGCCAAUGGUAUGCAUCAUCUGUUUGAAAAGAAAAUAAUCCACAGGGACUUGGCAGCCCGUAACAUUCUGGUGCAAAGUGUAGAUUGCGUUAAAAUCUCCGACUUCGGGCUGGCACAGGUGACCGACGGCGGUAACUACUAUGUGGCGCAGAGUAAUCGCGAACUUCCUAUUAAAUGGUACGCUCCAGAGACGCUACUUACGCAGAAAUAUUCCUUCCAAUCGGAUGUCUGGUCCUAUGGUGUGACGCUGUUUGAAAUGUUCACUUUCGGUGAGACACCGUAUCCCAAUGUGGAGAUUAACAAUGGGGAUGAGCUGUAUGACCUGAUAAUUCACAAAAAUAUGAGAUUGGAGUUACGCGGUCAAGAUCGGGACGUGUACGAUCGGCUGAUGGUACCCAGCUUCAAUCUAGACACCCAACAGAGGCCUACGUUCAUGCAGUUGCUGGAAAAAAUCGAAGAACUGAUCAACCAAUAUGGCGAAUCCAUUCAACCGCUUAAUUAGAAGUUAUACGGUUACAAUACCGCAUAAUAAUCUUCGUGAUGAUACAAUUUAAACGGUUUCGUAUAUAGCGUAGUUUUGCCAAGCACCACUGCACUCUGAUUAUAGGCUAGGAUGAAUAGUUAAAUUUUAAACAAACAAGAUGAAAAAAGAUUGCAUUUCUUUUUGGAGUACGUACUACACAUUUUUUACUAGUUUUACGCACCGCUGCUGCAGUUCCACUUAGAACUUAUUGCAAAUGCAUGUUUACACGAAAUGCACUUUUAGGAACUGAUUGCAAACUAUUUUCUCGAUUUUAUUCAGUUUUAACUGGUCUAUUUGUACAUGUAAAUAAGUGUAGCUCAAAUCUUUCCACAACUGAAAAGGAAAACAGUGCCCGUCUGUGCAUAUGUGUCUUACGUAUAGUUGUUACAUUAUCUACGUUAAGAGGAGCGUCGCCUCUGAAUCCUGACUUUUUAGCAAGUAAUUCAUGUUAAUUAUUAGCCAUUUACCCAAAUCGGAAAGCAUAGCAAAGAUCAAACCGUGUCGACAUAAAUCGGAAAUAUAUUCUCAAAGUGCCACACCUAGAUGAGGUUUUUUUUCUUCGUUUCCCACCCUCCUGAACUAGAUUUAAUGAUUAAAAUGAGCUUAUUUUAGAUUCGUUUUCUAUUUUGUUUUGUUCUGCUGCGUUAUUAGUUCUUAGUCUCAAAACAAUUGCGGAGCUUCCUGUGGGUGUGUAAAAAAAUUUAGUUUAUCGUUUCGCAUGAAAUAGUCAAUCAAGUAGAAAAGAGUAGAAACGGUACCAGAGUCCAUCUGUCUGAUAGGUUGACGAUCAAGACAUCAUGUAAUCAGAACAGCUACUAACGCUUGCAUUUGUACAUUUGAGCUUAGGAAAGCAAUUCGGAUCCUGUUAUGAAUUAUUUUAAAUUGUUGUACUUGUUUAUUAUGUGCUUACUAUCGCUACCAAUCCACGUUUACGAGAGUUGAAAAAUCUGAGUUGGUUUAGAUAGAUUUUAUGAGUUCCAGGAGAAGGAAAUACAUUGACCUGAAGCAUUGCGAAAUUUUAUGACAAACACGAUCAAUCCUUAGAUAAGAAAAUAUAUUUCGAGUUUACAAAUUAUACUAAUGUUUCGAGGAAAGAAAGAAAUAGAAGAACUAAGUGUAUAUCAAUGUUCCAAUCUUUUAA